Molecule: messenger RNA, 1915 nt
Organism: Pteropus alecto (black flying fox)
Lineage: Eukaryota; Metazoa; Chordata; Mammalia; Chiroptera; Pteropodidae
Gene: TMEM81
Product: transmembrane protein 81
Exons: 1
Coding region: 371-1201 (276 amino acids)
Source: RefSeq, a predicted model, not a curated record
GAAAAGUCUAGCUUCACUCUGCGUUUGAGGUAAUUUGGAAAUUCAGCUUCUGAAGUCACUUCAUCUUUGUCUUCCCAAGAGGUGGAUUUAAAUUCAUUAAAAGGAUGUGGAAAGAAUGGAGACCGGUAAGGUGGUGACUAACAAGCAGAGAUGGUAAAGCAGCAACAUUAUGACUUUUUUUCUGCCCUGUGGCCUCACCUGUUGAUAAGGACUGGACCAUGGUUUAAGUGGCGGUAUUUUAUUGACAGUGUGUUACAUCUUCUGACUUUGAAGGAUAUCUCAUGUUGAAGGAAUUGAGUUAUGAUACGUAGAGGAUUCACUUGGAAUACCUCGGGGUGCUGACUGAGGGUGGCGAAAUGCUUACUGAGACAUGAAGACUGUAUCCACCGUUUUCAUCCUUGGGAGCCUGGUGUUGGCCAUGUAUCUGCCUUUGGUGGUGACUUUACCUAAAACACUGGCCAUCCCUGAGAAGCUGCAAGAAGCUGUAGGCAAAGUAAUUGUCAAUGCCACAACUUGUACUGUCACCUGUGGCCUUGGCUAUAAGGAGGAGACUGUCUGUGAGGUAGGCCCUGAUGGCGUGAGAAGGAAAUGUAAAUCUCAGCGCUUGGAAUGUCUGACCAACUGGAUCUGUGGAAUGCUCCAUUUCACCGUUCUCAUAGGGAAGGAAUUUGAGCUGAGCUGUCUGAGUUCAGACAUCCUGGAGAUUGGGAAGGAGGCUUUCCGGUUUACUUGGAGACUUGCUCGGGGUAUUAUCUCAACUGAUGAUGAAGUCUUCAAGCCCUUCCGAGCUAGUUCCCACUUUGUGAAGUUUCAGUCUACUCAGGAGUAUGACUCUGGGACCUACCGGUGUGAUGUGCAGCUGUUAAAAAACUUGAGACUCGUCAAGAGGCUCUAUUUCGGGCUGAGGGUUCUUCCUCCUAACUUGGUGAACCUGAAUUUCCAUCAGUCCCUUACUGAGGAGCAGAAGUUAGUAGAUGAGGGCCUGGAAGUGAAUCUGGAUAACUAUUCCAGGCCCCACCGUCCACCGUGGGAAAAGAAGGUGGCAAUAGCCUUGGGAGUAGGAGUUGCCAGUGGAGUGACUGGCACUGUGUUGGUGAGCAUCAUCUUGUACAGUGGGCUGAGGGUGACCUACAGCAGUGCCAGCCUUAAGACCUUACAGGCCUGGCUCCCGAAGGACUGGCUAUUCAGGAAGCCAAGCUAGUUUUUCAGGGGAGUGUCCUGGCUGCCUGAUUGUGGAUCGGCGGAGAUGGAGGGCUUCCAUUGCCAAAAGAGUGGAAGAUGUGUAGAGAGGCAACACUGGCAGCUGUGGGCAAUAAUCUCUUCUUUGUUUCCCAGAUGGAUCUCUUCCUGAUCUUCCCUGCCCACUAGGUACCCAGGAAAGCUGGCUGCAGACAUCUCUCGACUGCUGGGAAGAGUUCUUCCCCAGCUUUCAUUCAUUUUCUACCUUUUACAGCUUGUAUGCCUCCCCACCUCCUCCUCUCCUUAGCAUAAUCAUGUAGAAGGAUAUAUUAAUAGUUGUUUUAGUGAAAAUAUUUUUUCCACUUCAAUAAAAAUAAUUGACAGCUGUAUGGCGACCUAACCUUUUCUGCUCUUUAGUUAAAAAUGUCUUGCAUUUGUUUAAAUUGUCUCAUAAUCAAUCUGGCUUUUAUUUUCCUCAAGUUUCUUAGAAAAGACAUUGAACAAAUUGUUUUGUAGUGAGGGCAUAUACCCAUGUGUGCCAAAGCUGAAGUGAUUAGUAAUGACAACUGACUCAGUAUAUAACAGAUCGUCACUAAAUGUUAAUUGACCUGCCCCUCCCCGUACUCCCCAGGUGAACCCUCUGUGUUCAGUGUUAAAUUGAUUCCUGGCAAAACACUGAAAUCUUCGUCUGGUAGGUUUCCCCUGAACAGUUCCUUGGCUCGCUCCCUGCUUCUGU